This is a messenger RNA of Aspergillus caelatus, 562 nucleotides long. RefSeq lists its product as uncharacterized. NCBI's taxonomy places the organism in Eukaryota, Fungi, Ascomycota, Eurotiomycetes, Eurotiales, Aspergillaceae. The transcript has a single exon. Bases 235 to 519 code for a protein of 94 amino acids. The record is from RefSeq and is a predicted model, not a curated record.
AUCUGGACAUCACCAUUGUAUGGCCGUGUAAGCACCCUCUAGUUGCGUUUACAACCUAGGACAAGGGCGCACAGAGUGCCUUGGCAGCCAGUAGGGCGUCUGAAGACACGACGUGCGCGAGAUCAGUCCAAGUGGGAUAGAUACAGCGUUGAUGGGAAGGUGCUACUUACUGCUGUUCCUGGCAGACUGGUCUCUGGGUCUCAUCGACUGGUACUCUGUGAGUGGUUGCGUAACAUGAUUCUGAGGAAUUGUUUUGUUGUUGCCAGGUCAGAAAGUUGUUCUCAGGGAAGUGUGCUGUGCUUUGUUCCUUCAACAUGGAAAUUGGCAUGCACGUUGUUUUGCAUGGUAGUUACUGGUUUAUUGUUUCUUUAUCGUUUAAGGUACUUCAACAUGCCCAAUCUUAGCUCUUUCGAUUUCUUCGUCUACAUGUCGAACUAUAUCCCCGCUGUCCGAAGGGGUGUGGUGUGGUGUGCAAAAGAUAAAUUGAGGAAAUAUAUCAUUGUCACGGGAAUAUUAUGAGUCUUCAUUGAGAAUGAAUUAGUUCUUGUGAAUGGACAGAAUA